AUGAUCCUCGCAGAAGAAUUCAGUCGCCAUCCGAAAGCGCGUGAUUCAGACUUUUCGACAAAUUCUGAGGAACGGGGUGUGUUCCAUAUGACUCCUCGGCUUGCCAGCACCGAGGCAUGCAUUCGUGGAGCGCUUGUUUGCCAGCUUGCAGCGAGUCAUUCGUCGCCUCUUGCUGAUGCAGCUGAGCUUGUCAGUCCUUAUGUGGACGGAAUUGACCUAAACUGUGGCUGUCCACAGCCGUGGGCGUAUGAAGAACGGGUCGGGUCGUAUCUGCUAGAGGAGCCGGAGCUCGUUGCCGACAUGAUACGUACAGUGAAAGGCCGCUUGGGUGAUGCAUAUUGUGUCAGUGUCAAGAUUCGCAUUGAUCCAGACUUGAGACGCACAGAUACGCUCGUCCGAAAUGCAUUGCAUGCGGGUGCGUCAUUCAUCACGAUCCACGGCCGAACUCGGCAUGAAUCAUCUGGCUCAGACCCAGUCCAUCUCGAUGCCGUGCAAUUUGCUGUCGAUUGUGCGCGUACAUGUGGACUUCAAACGGCUCGAGGCACGUCGCCAGGCGAUGCUUGGACAUGGGCUGAGGACGGUGGUGCAGGUGGAUUCGCUCCGUGUGUGGUGAACGGCGACAUUUGGAGCAACGAAGAUGCUAUGGCUUGGCGCGCACACACUGGAGCACGUGGGGCUAUGAGCGCUCGAGGAUUGCUUGCAAAUCCUGCGCUCUUCGCCGGCGAGCCACACACUCCAAGGGAGGCGGUACGGCGCUUCGUCGAUUAUGCUAUGAAGUGGAGUCUUCCCACGUCUCUUCUGCACAGACACUUGGCAUACAUGCUCGAGGAUACCAUGUCGAGUCGUGCUGAAUCGAUCUAUUUCAACACCCUCGCGAGCCCUGCAAGUAUUUUGGACUGGCUCACCAAUGCGGGGUAUGUAUCAUAG
This is a messenger RNA of Malassezia globosa CBS 7966, 927 nucleotides long. RefSeq lists its product as uncharacterized. NCBI's taxonomy places the organism in Eukaryota, Fungi, Basidiomycota, Malasseziomycetes, Malasseziales, Malasseziaceae. The coding region runs from base 1 to 927 and encodes 308 amino acids. Gene Ontology annotation, molecular function: tRNA dihydrouridine synthase activity; flavin adenine dinucleotide binding. The transcript has 2 exons. The record is from RefSeq and is a predicted model, not a curated record. Gene Ontology annotation, biological process: tRNA processing.